Molecule: messenger RNA, 2702 nt
Organism: Sorghum bicolor (sorghum)
Lineage: Eukaryota; Viridiplantae; Streptophyta; Magnoliopsida; Poales; Poaceae
Product: cysteine-rich receptor-like protein kinase 25
Exons: 14
Coding region: 378-2339 (653 amino acids)
Biological process (GO): protein phosphorylation
Molecular function (GO): ATP binding; protein kinase activity
Source: RefSeq, a predicted model, not a curated record
ACUCGUGUUGCGAGACCGGUGACCUCAUACAGUCAUAGGCUUCCUCAUCUACGCGGAGACCUUUGGUCGUGCCCUCAUGCUCAUAGUGCUCGCCCCUAUCAUUGCCUCAUUGCUCAUUUGGUCUACUCAGCGCAGGGAGCUUUUUUCCUUGAUUUCCUUUUACGGCGGCUUGUCCAUCUUUUCCAGCAUCUUGAAUAAAGGUACUGUACUGGCCGUGCUUGAAAAAUUGCUAUCCGAGGCGUCUUGAAUAAAGAUUCUUGGAUUGGUUACAGAAGUUUCAUGACUUACUGAAGGCAUCCCUGCACACUGGGGAAGACAAACAGAUGUUUGUUAUCAUGUGAAACUGCUUUUGCAGUCAGGAUUUUGCUUAAAAAGAAAUGGACAUUGAGUUUAGCAGCUGUGAUAUGCUGGAGAGCAUGUUACAAUAUGGAAGUUCAGGACCACGCAAUCUAUCCCUAGAGUAUUUGAGAAACAUCACAAACAACUUCUCUGAUGAGCGGCUACUUGGUGAAGGUGGUUUUGGCACCGUAUAUAAGGGAGUACUACCAAAUGGUGAAUCGAUGGCUGUGAAGAAACUUAAUUCGUCAAUGCCUGGAGUCAAGGAUAAACAAUUUGAGAAUGAAGCAUACCAUCUUAUGAGGCUUAAACACCCAAAUAUAGUGCUACUUGUAGGCUGGUGUUCUGAAACAGAGGAUAUAUAUGUUGAAUACAAUGGAAAAUACAUUUGUGCUGAGAAGUCAGAAAGGUUGCUUUGCUUGGAGUACAUGCCUAAAGGAAACCUUCGUGGGUAUCUUUCAGAUGAAUCUUCUGGACUUACUUGGGAGACACGGUACAAAAUAAUCGAGGGUAUUUGUUAUGGUUUACAUUAUCUCCAUGAAGAAAGGCAACUUAAUGCCCCCAUUAUUCACAUGGAUCUGAAACCUGCAAACAUAUUGCUCGACAACAAUAUGGUGCCUAAAAUUGCGGAUUUUGGCAUGUCGAGACUCUUCAGUGAGGAGAAAACUUGGACUUGCACAAUAAGUCGUGAUGGAACAUUGGGUUACAUGGCACCAGAAUACAUUAACAGGGGUUUGAUCUCAACAAAGUCAGACAUAUUCAGUUUGGGUGUAAUAAUCAUAGAGAUAGUGACGGGACAGAGGGACUAUCCAGAUGAGAGUGAGACCGGAAUAUCUUCCCAAGAAUUUACUGAGCUUGUACUAAAGAAUUGGAGAGAUAGGCUACAAAAAUCACUGAGAUAUACAUCACUAGAAAUAGAUUACCAGCAAAUAAAAAGAUGCAUUGAGAUAGGUCUGGACUGCUUGAAACUUGAUCGGUGGAGAAGACCAACAAUAAGCCAAGUUAUCAAGAUGCUUCACGGAACAGAAUGCGUAGAUUUCAGCGGCAGAAAAGAGGUUAUGUCACUGACAAACGAGGAUUCAUGUUCUAUACUUCACCAAGAUAUCAGGCUGGGGCAGUCGUCCGACAACUGCACUGACACUUCAAGCACGACCACGGAAUUCAUGUUCUAUACCUCACCAAAUGGGAGAUCGAGCAGGAAGAAGAUCCGGUCAUGGACCCGUGGGGCGCUCCUUGGUAGUGGCUCGUUUGGUAUGGUCUAUGAGGCCAUCACUGAUGAGGGUGUCUUCUUUGCUGUCAAAGAAGUAAGCUUAUUUGAAGGGAUCCACGCGAAGCUAUGUAUCUUUCAGCUUGAGCAGGAAAUUGAACUUCUGAGCCAGUUUGAGCAUGAGAAUAUAGUUCAGUACUAUGGAACAGACAAAGAAGAUUCGAAACUAUAUGUCUUCCUUGAACUAAUGACCCAAGGAUCCCUUGCAUCUUUGUCUCAGAAGUAUCACCUGCAAGACAAUCAUGUCUCUACAUAUACAAGACAGAUCCUUAACGGAUUGACUUACCUCCAUGAAAGGAACAUUGUUCAUAGAGACAUUAAAUGCGCAAAUAUUUUGGUACAUGCUAAUGGAUCUGUGAAACUUGCAGAUUUUGGAUUAGCUAAGGAGCUUUCCAAAUUCAGUGCGGCAAAAUCAUGCAAAGGAACUGUUUAUUGGAUGGCACCUGAGGUUGUCAAUCCAAAGAAGACAUAUGGACCUGCAGCUGACAUAUGGAGCCUUGGCUGCACCGUCCUAGAGAUGUUGACACGCCAAGUUCCCUAUCCUGACAUGGAAUGGACACAAGCUCUAUUCAGGAUCGGCAAGGGGGAAGCACCAUCAAUUCCAAGUGCUCUUUCAAAGGAUGCCCGUGAUUUUAUAAGCCAGUGUGUAAAAUCCAAUCCAGAAGACAGACCCUCAGCAUCCGAACUGCUGAAGCAUCCAUUCCUCAUUAACAGGUCAAUGAGAUCACCCAUAUGAGGACACGCUCUCGAAUUUAUCUACACGUGGCAUCAGUUAAUGAGCGCAGUGGCAGAAUGGCAUGUUGUUAACCCUUGCACUCCCUCUGGGAGUACCUUUUGUUCCACGCACACGCUACAAUUUACAUAUCGCUAGAAAAUGAAGCGCGCUUUGUGACGCCUUACGUGGCAAAUUCAUCUCCAAUUUCUUAGAGCACCACAGGGAUCACCCAUAGAACCAAGCACAAACAUUGCAGGCUUGCAGCCAAAUAGGACUCAUGCAUCUAUCUUUUGUUGUGUACGGAUGAAACAUACUGUUAUCCUUUUCAGACAAUUUUCGGUAAUAGAUUUCAGAUGUACAAAUAAAUUUGUUGGAUGACUGACA